This is a messenger RNA of Dromiciops gliroides (monito del monte), 1842 nucleotides long. RefSeq names its product NK2 homeobox 2 (gene NKX2-2). Gene Ontology annotation, molecular function: DNA-binding transcription factor activity, RNA polymerase II-specific; RNA polymerase II cis-regulatory region sequence-specific DNA binding. Gene Ontology annotation, cellular component: nucleus. Lineage: Eukaryota; Metazoa; Chordata; Mammalia; Microbiotheria; Microbiotheriidae. The transcript is spliced from 2 exons. The record is from RefSeq and is a predicted model, not a curated record. Gene Ontology annotation, biological process: regulation of transcription by RNA polymerase II; cell differentiation. Bases 70 to 891 code for a protein of 273 amino acids.
GUUUCCGAAGAACUGCGGAUUGACAAACUGGUGUUGCAACUUUCCUGCAUAAAUUGCCGGGCCCAGACCAUGUCGCUGACCAACACAAAGACAGGCUUUUCGGUCAAGGAUAUCUUAGACCUGCCUGACACCAACGAUGAGGACGGAUCGGUAGCGGAGGGGGCAGAGGAAGAGAGUGAGGGAUCGGAGCCUACCAAGAGAACCGGGGUGCUGGGACCGAGCGCCCUGGAAGCAGUACAGACCCUGCCCCUGAAAAAUCCUUUCUACGACAACAGCGACAACCCCUAUACCCGUUGGCUGGCCAGUACCGAGAGCAUCCAGUAUUCCUUGCACGGGCUGGCGGCUGGGGCGCCCCCGCAGGACUCCAGCGCAAAAUCUCCGGAGCCCUCGGCCGACGAGUCGCCGGACAACGACAAGGAGACCCCGGGCGGCGGGGGGGAAUCGGGCAAAAAGCGGAAGAGGAGAGUGCUCUUCUCCAAGGCGCAGACCUACGAGCUGGAGCGGCGCUUUCGGCAGCAGCGCUACCUGUCGGCUCCCGAGCGCGAGCACCUGGCCAGCCUCAUCCGCCUGACUCCCACGCAGGUGAAGAUUUGGUUUCAGAACCAUCGCUACAAGAUGAAACGGGCGCGGGCCGAGAAAGGUAUGGAGGUGACCCCCCUGCCCUCCCCACGCCGGGUGGCCGUGCCGGUCUUAGUCAGGGACGGCAAACCCUGCCACACGCUCAAAGCUCAGGACUUGGCCGCAGCCACCUUCCAGGCCGGCAUCCCCUUCUCCGCCUACAGCGCCCAGUCGCUACAGCAUAUGCAAUAUAACGCCCAGUACAGCUCCGCCAGCACCCCCCAGUACCCGACAGCGCACCAUUUGGUGCAAGCUCAGCAGUGGACUUGGUGAGACAGACGCCCUAGCCCUAGAGAGAGAGAGAGAGAGAGAGAGACUCAAGGCUCCAAAACAAAUCCCACUCCACUGGAGGACGCUAUUAUUAUUAUUAUAAUUAUUAUUAUGGAGUUUGUUCUUGGCCUUUUUUUUUAAGGGAGGGAAAUGUUUUUAGUUCCUUGGGGUGGGGAAAUCCAAGGACUGUGUUCCCUCUUUUUUGUUUGUUUGUUUGUUUGUUUUUAAUUUUGGAGAGAGGGGUUUUGGAGAUCUGGGCGCCGUGUUUACAAAAAUUUUGCGCAGUCCUGCUUACUUGCCACUCCCCUGGGGAGAGGGGGGAAAGAAACCGUCGUCGUCGUCGUCGUCUGAAAAAAAAGAAAGAAAGAAAAAUAGAUAAAUUUCCCUCCACGCAAAAUAAAACCCCUCUGCUCUCGUGGUUUUUUUGUAAAGUAUGUUGUGUGCCGUAGACAUGUUGUCAGUCGUCUUCUUCUGAAGCAAGUGGAGAACACUUAAAAUAGAGGAUUUUAUUUCUCCUUUUUAUAAGAAAACUUUAAAUAUUUAUGGCCAUGUACACAUUCUGACAACUGGUAGCAGGUUCUUUCUUUCCUUUGCUCCCCUCCCCUCCCAGUUUUCUAUUUGUUUGUUUGCUUUUUGUUUGGGUUUGGGUUUUUGUAAAUAUCGGUGAUGAAUGUUGCCAAAAGUAACCUUCAGGGCGAUCUUUCUCUUCCCCCUCCAUUCCCCACCCCUACCUUCUUUUCUUUAUUCUUUUUUUCUUUUUGCCUGGAUGCAAAUAUGCCCCAAAUAUUAAAAAAGAAAAAGAAAAAUGUAGAAGACAUUCCCCCCCCAACCCCUCCUCAUAAUUCUCGGGGCCCUGUUCACGGGAAUAUCCAGUUCAGUGGUUGUGUACGACUCCAAAAGGAGCGCUGGGAGAUUUUCGAUUUUUUAUAAGGAUUUUAAUAAAAAUGCUGUGUU